GAAAAGCUGCCUGUUCCUGAAACCUCGGAGGCGCUGCAGCGGGUGGCGAGCGUCUCUGUCCUGCCGCUUAGCCAGCCGCCUCUUCCGUCUGGCUGCGGGAGGGCGCUUGGCGGCGGCGGAGGCAGCGCGAGGAGCUCCGGCGGGCACAGGCGACAAAGCCCGCUAAUCCUUGGCGCGUCCAACCGGCGAGGUGGAGAGACCUGACGCCCGAGAACUAGCCAAGCAACCCAGCAGAGAGCGAGCGGCUGCCUCGUUCGGAAGCGCUGGGGUUUUUGCGAUUCCUCCCAUCCUUGCAGGCAGUGAGACGGAGGGGCUCGCCAGCACCGGGGGGCUGUGGGUCGGUUCUUUAGACCUGUGCAGCCUGCAGGCUGCUCUUGUCAACCCCUCCCCGGCGCCCACAUCUAGUUACCCCAGUUCAUGGAUUAUCUGUGUUUUCGAGCCCUUUGCUGCAAAGGACCUCCACCUCCACGACCAGAAUAUGACUUGGUUUGCAUAGGUCUCAGUGGCUCUGGCAAGACGAGCCUGUUGUCUCAGCUCUGCAGUGAAACUAGAGAAAAUAUAGUGUCAACUACAGGUUUUAGCAUAAAAGCAGUGCCAUUCCAGAAUGCAAUAUUGAAUGUAAAAGAACUUGGAGGGGCUGACAAUAUCAGAAAAUACUGGAGUCGUUACUAUCAAGGAUCUCAAGGAGUAAUAUUUGUAUUAGACAGUGCUUCUUCAGAAGACGAUUUAGAAAUUGCUAGGAAUGAACUGCAUUCUGCGCUGCAGCAUCCACAAUUAUGCACUUUGCCAUUUUUAAUAUUGGCCAAUCAUCAAGACAAGCCAGCCGCUCGUUCAGUACAAGAGAUCAAAAAGUAUUUGGAACUUGAACCACUUGCACGAGGGAAACGUUGGAUACUUAAACCCUGUUCCUUGGAUGACAUGGCGUCAGUAAAAGACAGCUUUGGCUUUCUGAUAAAUUUACUAGAAGACAGAGAUCUUGAGCCUUUAAGGAUGUGAAGAAAACAAGGAUGGUUCUCAGAUAACAUUGUACCUGUUUGUCUCUCUUUCAGCUGAAUUAUGGUUUGGCAUACAGAAGGAUGUGUUAGAGCUUGCAAUAAAUAUAUUUUUGCAUUAAUCCCAGAAAGUCUGUUUAUAAAUUCUGUGAAUCAGAUUUAUGAUUCAUUUCAGUAAUGGCGCCUGUACUACUGAAUCGUGAAUUCUUGUUAUUUAUCAACAAAUCAAUUCGCUGUAUCAGAGUUUCCUGGAUUGUAAUAGCCAUAAUGCCGAAUUUUGCUGGUAUGGGCAAAGUUUAAAUCCAGCUGUAAAGGGAGGCCCAAAGUUUUGUGGAAAUUACAGUCAUUGAGAACCAGAGUAAGUUUCGAAACCAAGGAAUUUAUUUUGAUGCAAUGAAAAGAAGAUUUUUCAAAGAAUGUAUCCCACCCCUACUUUUUAACACUUACCAAUUGAUUUUUUUGAAAGAAAAUAAUAAUAAUAAUAAUGCAAACCAUUAAUUUAAUAGGAAGGGUGAGAAAAACCUCAUUCGUCAAACAAUGAAAAUAUUAGUAUUUUGUUAGGAUUUGGAAGUCUCAAGUGCAAAUUGCAUUUGUAAAUUAAAAUUAAGUUGAUGAUUGUAUAAAAAUGAUGAUGAAAUGGAGUUGUAGUUAAAAACAAGAAAUAAGAACAAUAAGUAAGUUUAAACAAUCAUUGGAUGUAUUAUUCAUGACUAGUGUUAUGCUGGAAUUCCUAGCCCUUGGAAUUAUUGAAAAAAUAAUUCAUUGUCUCUGAAUUAUAUUUGAAAGUCUACUGUCUAUAUUUUUAAAUACCCCUAUUUUCAGGGGAUUAGAUUUCUUUUAAAUUUUAUUCCAGACUGAAUAUUGUAAAAAAGAAAAAAAAAAGCUUCCUGGUAAUAGAAAUUUUUGUUGUUUGUUAUGCAUGACAACACUCCAUUGAGUUCCAAGAAUGUAUCCAUCUUCUAGUUUUGCUUAUUUUGGAAGAUUGCUUCAAAAUUAAAAACUGCCUUGUUCAUAAUGCAGCACUGAAUUGCUCUUAAGUUGAAUUUGUAUAUUAAAUAUUAGAAUCCUUGAUCAAAACUAGAGUGGAACUGCACUCUAGUUGAGAUACUGCAGCAUUUGGUUUUAUUUCUUCAUUUUCUGCUUGAUUUUUCUUUAAUUUUAAAACAACUGAAGAAAGAAAUCCCUUGCAAAGAAUGCCAUAUUUUACAUAAUUUAUACCUGUACAUAAUUGAGAGAUAAAAGUGAUUUCUUCUAUAAAUCUCUGUGUUAAAAACAUUUACCCCCUCCCCUGGGAAACAGCCAGUUUUACUUUUGUUUAUUUCUGAUGCCACAUGUAUAUAAUUAUUUGUAUAUAAUAGUAGUGGUGAGAUUACCAAAUGUAGAAAUUAUAGUGAACCAAAACCUAAACAUUGUAAUGCUAAUUGAUUUUUUGACAUCACCACUUUUUCCAUCCUGCAAUGCCAUUUCUAUAGUGAUAGGCAUUUUGAAUUAUACAGAGUAAUCCUUGUUUAGAAAGCAUGUGGCAGUAUAUAAAUUAAAUAAAUAGGUUCUUUCAAUUCAUGUUUUAUAACUCUCUAGCUCCAUCACAAGAAACUAUCAUAUAAGAAUAUGAUAAUUUUCAUAGACUCAAAUCAUUCUUCAUUUACAUUGGGGGGGGAGAAUCCCAUUUAUAUAAAUAUGAUUAAAAUCAUUUAAGAGGAAACAAUGGAGCUAACUCUGUAACCAUAAUUGGGUCCUAUUGGUCUCUUUAAAGGAAUACCAUGACCAGCAGGUAAGAGUCAAACAAUUUUGCCACCUCUAGUUUACCCCAAAUCUAGAUUUACCUCUAGAUUUACCCCAAAUCUAGUUAAAAACUGAUUUAAAAAAGUUAUUUAGGAGUAAAAAAAAAUAGUCCCUUUAUAAUACAAAUUAUAGACUAGGAUUCUAUUCCUAACUAUAAUAAGGAGUAAGCAAUGUAUUCUGUGGAGUUUUCCUUUGAUUAACAUACAUACAGUCCACCUGCAGAACU
Thamnophis elegans (Western terrestrial garter snake) is the source of this 3000-nucleotide messenger RNA. RefSeq names its product ADP ribosylation factor like GTPase 15 (gene ARL15). The record is from RefSeq and is a predicted model, not a curated record. The transcript is spliced from 5 exons. The coding region runs from base 418 to 996 and encodes 192 amino acids. Lineage: Eukaryota; Metazoa; Chordata; Lepidosauria; Squamata; Natricidae. Gene Ontology annotation, molecular function: GTPase activity; GTP binding.